GUCUGCCUCCGAGUCCUGAGUGCUGGGAUUAAAGGCGUGUGCCACCACUGCCCAGCAAGACUAUGAAUCUUAAAGUUACUCAUUUAGGUGUGAGAUGUGUGCAAAAGUCCCGUUAGAUAAAUAUAUAAGUACCACUGAAUGUAAAGACUAGAAUGUGCUAAUUUGAAUGGUUCAGCUAAGUAUACCAUUAUUGCCAAAAAAUACUAGUGUAUCUGUGAGUACAAAGUAUCUGAUCUAGCUUUAGGAAAUAAUGAGAGCUACUUUGGCAUUGACCUGACUUAAUCCUGACGUUUGAACAGUAGGAUCAUGUAUGUUUUUCUUUUGAUAGAGUCUCGCUGUGUAGCCCUAGCUGGCCUCAAACUCACAGAGAUCCAGUUGCUUCUUUCUCCCAACUGCUGAACUAAAGGUGUACACCACCACACCUGGGCAAAGAUUUAUAUGUGUGUAUAUAUGUCUAUGUAAGUAUAUGCUACGUGUCUGGAUGCCUAUUGAGUCUAGAAGAGCACAUCUGAUCCCAUUACUUGGGAACCAAACCUGAGUCCUGAUAGAGCUAUCUCUCUCUCCAGCCCAUCAUAUCACAUUACUUAGCUUCCAGAGGCUGAGUAACAUUUUUUAGCAUCACAGAGCUAGUAUAUGGCAGAGCAAGGGAUUCAGCACAGCUGUUUUACUCCUGGGUAGAUUAUCAGUCACUCACUGAAUUUUACCAUCUUUUCUAGCAAAUAGCAGCUUUACUGACAUCCCUACCUCUCGAGAAGUUUGACAUUGAAGUCUAUAUAUCAAACCAGAAACUAUGUUCCAACUUCCUGUCAACAAUCUUGGCAGUUUAAGAAAAGCCCGGAAAACUGUGAAAAAAAUACUUAGUGACAUUGGGUUGGAAUACUGUAAAGAACAUAUAGAAGAUUUUAAACAGUUUGAACCUAAUGACUUUUAUUUGAAAAACACUACAUGGGAGGAUGUAGGACUGUGGGACCCUUCACUUACAAAAAACCAGGACUAUCGGACAAAACCUUUUUGCUGCAGUGCUUGUCCGUUUUCCUCCAAAUUCUUCUCUGCCUACAAGAGUCAUUUCCGGAAUGUCCAUAGUGAAGACUUCGAAAAUAGGAUACUCCUUAAUUGCCCUUACUGUACCUUCAAUGCAGAUAAAAAGACUUUGGAAACACACAUUAAAAUAUUUCAUGCUCCAAACUCCAGCGCACCGAGUAGCAGCCUCAGCACUUUCAAAGAUAAAAACAAAAACGAUGGCCUUAAACCUAAGCAGGCUGACAAUGUAGAGCAAGCCGUGUAUUACUGCAAGAAGUGCACUUACCGAGACCCUCUUUAUGAGAUCGUCAGGAAGCACAUCUACAGGGAACAUUUUCAGCACGUGGCAGCACCGUACAUUGCGAAGGCAGGAGAAAAAUCACUCAAUGGUGCAGUCCCCUUGGGCACAAAUGCCCGAGAAGAGUGUAACAUCCACUGCAAGCGAUGCCUUUUCAUGCCCAAGUCCUAUGAGGCUUUGGUACAGCAUGUCAUUGAGGACCAUGAGCGCAUAGGCUAUCAGGUCACGGCCAUGAUUGGGCACACAAAUGUUGUUGUGCCCCGAGCCAAACCCUUGAUGCUGAUUGCACCCAAACCUCAAGAGAAAAAGGGCAUGGGACUCCCACCAAGAAUCAGUUCCCUUGCUUCUGGAAAUGUUCGGUCUUUGCCAUCACAGCAGAUGGUGAAUCGACUGUCAAUACCAAAGCCUAACUUAAACUCAGCAGGAGUCAACAUGAUGUCCAAUGUUCACCUGCAGCAAAACAACUAUGGAGUCAAAUCUGUAGGCCAGAGUUACGGUGUUGGCCAGUCAGUGAGGCUUGGUCUAGGUGGCAACGCUCCAGUUUCCAUCCCUCAGCAGUCUCAGUCUGUGAAACAGUUACUUCCAAGUGGAAAUGGGAGGUCCUAUGGGCUAGGUGCUGAGCAGAGGCCCCCGGCAGCAGCCAGGUACUCCUUGCAGACUGCCAACACCUCUCUACCCACAGGCCAAGUGAAGUCUCCCUCUGUGUCUCAGUCACAGGCAUCUAGAGUAUUAGGUCAGUCCGGUUCUAAACCUCCACCAGCAGCCACGGGCCCUCCUCCAAGCAACCAUUGUGCCACCCAGAAGUGGAAAAUAUGUACAAUCUGUAAUGAGCUUUUUCCUGAGAAUGUCUAUAGUGUUCACUUCGAAAAGGAACAUAAAGCAGAGAAAGUCCCAGCAGUAGCUAACUACAUUAUGAAAAUACACAAUUUUACUAGCAAAUGCCUCUACUGUAAUCGCUAUUUGCCCACAGAUACCCUGCUCAACCAUAUGUUAAUUCAUGGUCUGUCUUGUCCAUAUUGCCGAUCAACCUUCAAUGAUGUGGAAAAAAUGGCAGCACACAUGCGAAUGGUUCACAUUGAUGAAGAGAUGGGGCCUAAAACGGAUUCUACUUUGAGUUUUGAUUUGACAUUGCAACAGGGGAGUCACACCAACAUCCAUCUUCUAGUGACCACAUACAACUUAAGGGAUGCUCCAGCAGAAUCAGUUGCUUACCAUGCCCAAAAUAAUGCCCCAGUUCCUCCAAAGCCACAGCCAAAAGUUCAGGAAAAAGCGGAUGUCCCUGUUAAAAGUUCACCUCAAGCUGCAGUGCCCUAUAAAAAAGAUGUUGGGAAAACCCUUUGCCCUCUUUGCUUUUCAAUCCUAAAAGGACCCAUAUCUGAUGCGCUUGCACAUCAUUUACGAGAAAGACACCAAGUUAUUCAGACAGUUCAUCCGGUUGAGAAAAAGCUAACUUACAAAUGUAUUCAUUGCCUUGGUGUGUAUACUAGCAACAUGACAGCCUCAACCAUCACCCUUCAUCUAGUCCACUGCAGAGGUGUUGGGAAAACCCAGAAUGGCCAAGACAAGACGAAUGCACCUUCUCGGCUCAAUCAGUCUCCAGGUCUGGCUCCUGUGAAGCGCACCUAUGAGCAAGUAGAGUUUCCUCUGCUAAAAAAGCGGAAGCUGGAGGAUGACAGUGACUCCCCCAGCUGCAUUGAAGAGAAGCCUGAAGAGCCUGUUGUUUUAGCUUUAGACCCCAAGGGUCAUGAAGAUGAUUCUUACGAAGCUAGGAAAAGCUUUCUCACAAAAUACUUCAACAAACAGCCCUAUCCCACCAGGAGAGAAAUUGAGAAGUUAGCCGCCAGUCUAUGGCUAUGGAAGAGUGACAUUGCUUCCCAUUUCAGUAACAAGAGGAAGAAGUGUGUCCGUGACUGUGAGAAGUACAAGCCUGGUGUGCUGCUAGGCUUUAACAUGAAAGAACUAAAUAAAGUCAAGCAUGAGAUGGAUUUUGAUGCUGAGUGGCUAUUUGAAAAUCAUGAUGAGAAGGACUCAAGAGUCAAUGCUAGUAAGACUGUUGACAAAAAGCUUCACCUUGGGAAGGAAGAUGGCAGCUUCUCAGAUAGUUUUGAGCAUUUAGAAGAGGAAUCCAAUGGAAGUGGCAGCCCUUUUGACCCUGUCUUUGAAGUUGAGCCUAAAAUUCCUAGUGAUACUUCAGAGGAGCAUGUACCGAAGGUAAUUCCUGAGGAUGCUUUGGAUUCUGAGAAACUAGACCAAAAAGAGGAGGAGGAUGGUUCAAAGUAUGAAACUAUCCAUUUGACUGAGGAACCAACCAAACUAAUGCAUGAUGCCUCUGACAGUGAGGUAGACCAAGAUGAUGUAGUUGAGUGGAAAGAUGGUGCUUCACCAUCUGUGAGUGGCCCUGGUUCCCAACAGAUAUCAGACUUUGAGGAUAACACGUGUGAAAUGAAACCAGGAACCUGGUCUGAUGAGUCUUCCCAGAGUGAAGAUGCAAGGAGCAGUAAGCCAGCUUCCAAAAAAAAGGCUAUGGUGCAAGAUGACACAGAGCAGUUGAAAUGGAAGAAUAGUUCCUAUGGAAAGGUGGAAGGGUUUUGGUCGAAGGACCAAUCACAGUGGGAAAAUGCAUCUGAGAAUGCAGAGCGCUUACCAAACCCACAGAUUGAGUGGCAGAAUAGCACAAUUGACAGUGAGGAUGGGGAUCAGUUUGACAGCAUGACUGAUGGAGUUGCUGAUCCCAUGCAUGGCAGCUUAACUGGAGUAAAACUGAGCAGCCAGCAGGCCUGACGGCCUGGCGCUCCACGGCACAUGGGCCAUGUUGCAUCCUGGACCUCUGUUAUGACUGCAAAGCUGUCUUCUAACUGGCAAUGCCUUGCAAGGACUGGUCAGUCAACAAGCUGUUGGGGACAUGUGACCACUAUAGUCACAGUGGUUAUUUCUAAGUCUAUGACAUGUGAUUGGUUGAUCUUGCUUCAGACCCUUCUCUGGUAGACUCAGUAAUGGAGUGUAAAAAAACCAGUAAGCUGGUGGCUCAUGAAUGCACACAGGGAAAAGCAGUUUGUUACCUGCCUUUGCAGCAUUUUUUUCCCUUGGUAAGAUGUUUGGUUGGAUGUCCUGAGAAAGCCUUACCCUGAUUCACAUAGUAGUGCAGGGCGGGCAUACAUGCUACCAGUCAGGUGUGUCUAGUAGACUUGGGAACUUGGACCUUUUUUCGUGUAUUCAUUCUGAAUAGUUGAAAAUGUAUAUUUGUACAGUCUUUUAGACCUCAAGUGAUGCUUAUGACACUGUUACUGUGUGCCCGUCAUAGAUUGGUUUCUAGUGUUGCCCUUGCUGUGUGAUAAAUGCUAUAUCUAGUUUACCCAGCAGAAGCUUGACCCUGCGAUAGUGUGGACCUUUGGACAGACUUAGUUUUUGCACAUAACCUUGUACAAUCUUGCAACAGAGGCCAGUGACAUAAGAUAUAAAUCUGGACUCUCCUGUAUUAUAGAAUUUUUUCUUGUUCUGAGUAUCCUUGACAUUACAAUUGUCAAAAUUGAUAUUUCAGAUCUCUUUCUGAGACCUUUUAAGCUAAAGUAACAUGCAAGAAUUGAUUUUACAGCUACUAAUUUUGACACCUUUUAGAUCUGUAAGAGUGUUGUCAGAGCAGCAAGCACAGUUGAGUGCUGCAUUUGGGAUAUUUAGUUUCCUCUUUAGUUGAGCACCGCCGGGUGUAUUCAUUUAUACCAUCUAAUAUAUGACACACUGUUGUAGUAUGUAUGAUUUUUGUGGUCUUUAUUUCCCUUUGUAUUCAUUUUAAGCAUCUAAAUAAAUUGCUGUAUUGUGCUUAAUGUAAAUAUUUGCUUUUAUUAUACAUGUCAGUCCUGUGUGUCCAUUACAUCUUUUGCCGUUUGAUGCCACAGCACCCUGAGCAGAGAUGGAAGCUACACUGACGAAGAAAACUUGUGAGAAACUGCAAUCUGUCAUUUGCCUAAAGCAUGCUUUCUCUCCAGGUACCGCCUACAAAUUUUUUACUGUGUGUAUAGUGUUUCCUUUUUGCUACAAAAGUAAACGUCCUUGAAGGUUUUGGUUUCCCUUUUUGAUAAGGAGCAGAGCUUGGAUCUGUAUGUAAAUCCAUAGAUAUGUUGGCCCCCUAAUGGUCUUUCUUCCCGCUUUCUGUAUGGCAACAGCUGUACCAGACAGGCAGUUGCUUUGCCUCUGGAGUCCUUUGGCCAUUUUGUUCUGAAGAGAAAGACUGAAUUGCACACAUUUGGGGGCACUUGGCACUGAAGGAGCUGGUAGAUUGAUUACACAGAGACUUCCAUGAACAGGCUAAAUGCAGAACACAGUAAGGAGGCAGAAGUGGCAUAGCGUCUAAGAUGGGACAUGACUGGGGUAGGUAAGCUACCUCGCAGGAUUGUGAGCCUCCUUGCAAGGAAAGCUGUUUUCCUGACCUGAAAACAGUAAAGGAAAUAGACCUUUCCUAAAUCAUUCUUGCCAUGAUAUAUUAUGAAUGUGUGCAGCAGCUAUGAUUCAGGGAAAGUUAUCUCCAUAGCCACAUGCUACAGACACCCAAAUCGGAAACACCAGCUGAUAUUUAAGCCACCUCCCACUCAUGUGGGAAUCUAGCCUAAGCUCUGCCUAGACCACAUUAGACUGUUGCGGUAGUGUGGAAGUGAGGUAGGGCUCGUGGUCCUUCUAGACAUCUGAGGGAGACCCGGGUGCUACCUUGCCAAAUGGAUGGAUGGGUAUGAGACCUCUAGCACCAAAGGGUUUAGCCACCACGGUAGAAAUGGGUUCCUAAAUGGAAAUAGUGCUGAAGCUCUGAGAGUCUCUCAAUAAAAGCCAUUUUGAAAGAACCCCUUUGAUCCUGUUUGCUUUUGGCUGAAUCUGACAGUCAUUAACCAUACCUUGCACUUUAGAAACUGUGAAACUCUAAGCUUAAACAUUCUAUAGAUUUUUUAAAGGAAUCUUAAUCCCAGAUGUCAUUGCAUUUUUGCACUUGAAAUUUUGUGUGGCUGUAAGUUCUAGUUCAUGAUUCCAGUGGACGGCUGUUUCUCCCCCUCUGCAUCUCCCAUCAUUAUGGGGGGCAUAAAAGAUUCAUCCAGCUGUCUAAAAUACAGGAAGAGUCAAAGUCCCUGCUUGCCUAAGUGUGUGUCCAUUUGGUCUCAGUGUUUGCUGUUGGCAUAGUGAGAGGCCAAGUAUUUAAAGAUGGGAACUCAACAGCUGAAGCAUUGCAAGAGUGAGUGUUCUGACUACUCAUCAGGUGAUCUCUCCACACACACAAGUUCCUCCUGGCCUCUACCUCACUGCCAAAAUGGGACCCAAAAAUCUCCAAGUGGCUCCCUGCCCUUGGCCUCAGAUGAUAAAGAACCUCUUAAUGUGGACUGAACUUUACAGGAUUGUUUUGAGCAAUGGUUGAUUCUACCCAUUGCCACUAUUUAUAACCCUGCUGUUACCAACCAGAAGCCUGGUUCCAUAUAGCAUUCAUGUGAAAGUCUGGGAAAUCCCAAAGACGACAAAGGGUGAAGACUGCCUGUGAUAACAUUCCGGCGUGGCAGCAAGCAAUUGGCUGUAAAUCUAAAAUGGCACCUCCACACCUCCAGGGAACCUGGUUUCAAAUGGCACCCAGUUCUAUCCUGAAGGGUUGGCCAGUAAGCAUCUGACCCCUUUUCUAUCGGCUGGAACUUGAACUCAAGACUCGAGUUUACUGUCGUGUGAUUGCAGGCCUCUGUUGAGGAUGACUGAAAGUAAAGGUGAUCAAGACACUCCCCUGGGAAUCUUCAGGUUGCACUUGCAAAGUUCUUCAAGUGAAGGCAUGGGAAAGGAAGACUACAUCACAACAGGUUUCUUGCAUUCAGAUACGAUCUUCAUGUGAUCUCCGUCCAGUGCACCAUCUGACCUCCCGGUGUGAGACCACUUAGACAAGUUUGCAGUUUACAACUUUGUGUACCCUUAGGUCUUAGGAGCAAAAAAAAUGUACCCAAUAGAGUUACCUUUCAGGAGCUAAUAAAGUACCUGAAAUAAAAGGGCCUUUCCAGUGUACUGGCUGCUAAGCCCAAUGUCAGCAGGGUUCUUGGGGCAGCCAUCUGCAAACAGAAAGAUGCUCCUUGGAGCUGAUGGAGGGCAGCCUCCAAGAUGAACCUGCUGCUCUGGGGUGCAUGUCCAACUGGAGCCUGGCCUCAAUAGUCAGUUCCUGGAGAAGCUCCACCCUGGCUGGCCUGGGGUGUGUGGGGGGGCAUGCAGCUGACAGUAAGGUUCAAAGUCUUAAUCAAGGGGAUGGGGGGAUCUCAAGUCUAUUCACCACACACACCCUGCAGUCUUGGUGUUGCCUAAAGCCCUAUUGCACAAGAAAGGCUUCCCUGGCUGGGAGUUGAAAGAUGUGUCUAAACUUUCACAUUGAACUUGCUGCCUCCUGUUUGAAAUCACUUGCAUUUUUCUGGUGUGGGGGCACAGAUUAAACCUAGUGUUCAGUCACCUUGCAGAUAUGUGUGGUUCUGGGAAUGGAACCCAAGAUUUCUGCUUGCUAGGCAAGUACUGUGCUCGCUGCACCAUCUCCCCAGUCUAUGCUAUUGCCAGCUUUUGCUGUGUGCUGAGGGCUCCUAGUCUGGUGGAGCACACGUGUAGUCUCAGCACUUAGGGGCUGCAGAUGUCUGUAAGUUGAAGUCUGAGGUACAGACUUCCUCUCAUUUGAGGGAGGUAAUAAAUAAAAAUCAGAGUAUGAUCUAGGACUUACAGUGCCACUGAGAUUACCUCCCCUCCCCCCUUGAUUCUGGAAAGGUGAAAGGCUCUCAGGAGACUUACCAGCUGAACUCAUUGCCCUGGUGUGGUAGGUGGCACCAGAGAUGAAUUGCAAGCCCAAGUGGGACCCUAGCUCCAGCCCUUUGCAGCAAAGUUUACUUCCUUAGCAGUGAUGACCCAGGUGGCCUUGUACACAUCGUGCUCCUUGAGGUCAGAAGAUGACUGGUCGGUUCUUUUCUUGGGUUCCAGGGAUCAAACUCAGGUCACUAGGCUUACUCAGCAAGUGCCUUUAUCCACAGCCAUCAUUCUGACCCCCAAAUCUCUGAGAUAACCAGAACCCUCAUCAAAGAAGGUCAAGCUCAAGCAGAUAGUGGUUAGCUGCCAGGGGACUGACUGCUAAGUGAUGCCAUCAGCAACAGCUCAGGGUCUUAAGUGCUUCACCAUCAUUCUAGGCAGACACCUGCUUUUGAGGCACUGCCCUAGGAAGGGGCUCCCCUCCAGUAUUGAGCAAAAUACCUGAAUUGACCCAUUGCCUGGUGGAAUGAGUUUAGCCUAGAGCCACUGCCACCAGCACAGUGGACAGAACAUCUUGGCUGCCAUCUGUUAAAUCUAUUGACACAAAUCAGAAACAAGUUUGAGCUAGCUCCAUCAAAGAUAUGAGAGAUGAUAGGAUGCUGUACUCACAGUCUUUGAUCAUCCUUGCCAACUGGAGGUGAGUCCCCUGGACAACAUAUACUGGACAGCCUUAUGGUUGUUCUGGGUCCCUCCAGAGGGCCUGUGGGAUUGGUUGGUAUACAAGGACCAGGACAAAUAGAUGCCAGCCAGACUGCCAGCAACUGGAAUUGCAGAGAACAUGUAUUCCAGAGACUGCCCAGACAUCUAUUCACCAGUCUCCUUGCGGUAAGCUCCUUGGUGCUAAGGAUACCAAAUCCAGCACCCACUGGGGCCAGCCCUGCAUAGAAAGUCUGAAGACAGUUGUUCUAAACGCUCAUAGCCAGGGCUAUGGAGAUGGUUCAACCUGUAAGAGUGCUUGCUGGACUUCAGUUCCUAGCAACCACACCCUAGCAUGCUUAAAAUAAAAAUAAAUAAUUGCCACAAGCCUGGGGUGUACUCUAUUUUUUGUUUCUUAAUAUGAAUGUAUGUGCCAUGUGUACAGGUGCCCGUGGAAAUCAGGAAGUCAGAAGAGCCUCAGCUCCCCCGAGCUGGAGUUACAGGCAGUUGUGAGCUGCCCACAUUGUGGGUGCUGGGAAGAGACUAGUCCUCUGUAAGAACAAGCAUUCAACUGCUGAGCCAUCUCUCCAGCCCUAUAGAUAGCCAUUUUUAUGUGGAAUAUCCUGGGAGGCAGAGAUUGUUGGCAGAUUCUGUUUUGUUUUCCCAGAUAAAGUUUCUCUGUGUUGCCCUGCCUGCCCUGGAGCUCACUUGUAUAGAUGGGCUAGCUUUGAACUGACAGAAAUCAGCCUGCCUCUGCCUCCCAAGUGCUGGGAUUAAAGACUUGCACUACCACUGACCUGACACAGACUUUUGAAUAGGAAUUUUUGAUUAGGUAAGUAAAAUGGGUUUUUGAAUAGGAAAGCACACCAAGAUACCAAAAAGAGAAGAAAGCAGUGAAAAGGACUUCAUGGAACAGAACCACUAGGUUUUCAUCCUGAGAGCAUCUCAUCACCAUGCCGUGCCCUCACACCUUGUUUACCUCUUCUUCCUCUUCAUAUCUUGGUAAUAUGUUUCCAUCAGCUCAUGAGGAACUCCCAACCCAUCUUCUCCACUUUAUGGCACCCUACCCUGUGGACCAGCCAGGACAGGAGCAUUCCCCUCAAGGAACACUUGGAGCUUGGGGUGUGGCUCAGCUGGUAGAGGACUUGCUGAGCAUCCAGGAAGUGCUCAGUUCCAUCCCCAGCACCAAGUGAGUUGAGUGUGCUGGUGCAAGCUUGUCAUCCUAGCAGGCGAGGAGGCAGAAGGGUCAGGAAUGAACAGAGUCCAGGGCUCUUCCGCUGCCUUUCGUUUCUCCAAGGCAAUUGCACUGUAUAGUUCUGAUUGUCCUUGUUUCUGUUUUAUUUAACGUUUUACUGUGCAGCUAAGGCUUUGACAUCAGAACCCUGCCUCAGCCUUUCAAGUAGCUGGGACCAGGUAUGAGCCACCAUGCUCAGCUGGCAUUUGUCAUUUCUUUGUAAUGUCUGCAAGCUGGGUUCCUAGAGGUGGCAUUCCCCACAGUCCUCAUUGUGACAGACACUGCCAGUUGUCCACAAGAAUGGUGUCCAUCAUCGUUAACAGGGUGUGACCAAAAUUUCAUCAGCAGUGCCAUCAAGCUGUUGAUAGUAAUUAUAGGCAAGUGCCUGACCACAUUCCUGCCCCAUCACGGUGAUGUCAGGCAGAUCUCAAGUUCAAGGCCAGCCAGGACUACAUAGUGAGACCCAACCUAAAACAAAAACCAAAAACAGGAGGACUAAGAAGAUGGAGAAGAGCUGCUAAGUGUGAAGACUUCCCUACACCCAUGUAAAGCCAGGAGUUGUAGCACACGCAUCGACAUGUGGUAAGACAGAAAGUGGAAGCAGGAGACCCACAUACAUAGUGGCAGGCAGCAGCGAUGAGAAAGCCCUUGUUAGACAAGUUAGAAGGUGAAGACUGCUACCCAAGGUUGUCCAGUGACCUCCACACAUGCUCCAUGGCACAUGCACACCCACACUCAACAGUAACAAAAAGGAUCACAAUUGGGGUUUCUUAGUCACUAUGGUUAAGCCCCUUAGUGUCUAUACUUUUGUGGAAUGCUUGCUUACAUUCUUUGCCCAUUUUCCUAGUUUUUUAUUGUAGAUGCUGUUUACAUAUUAAGUCAUCUCUUUGAACAUGAUUAGUGUUGAAUUUGCUUAACAUUUUAUAAGGUCAGAGACAUGGCUCAAUCAGGUAAAGGUGUUUGCCACCAAACCUUACCAUCUAAAUUCAAUCCCAGAGCCUGUAAGGUAGGGGGAGAGUACUGACUUACUCAAGUUGUCCUUUUUCCUCCAUACUCAAGCUAUGGCACACGUGCACACACAAUAUAUUAAUAGUAAAUGAAUGUAAAAAUAAAGAUUUAUUUUUUAAAACUAUCAAGUGUGACGUGUAGCAGUUUCUUCCCAGAUUGGAACAUUUUGUCCAGCAGACAAACAGCUCAAUAGCUUCAGGAAGUUCCUGAAACUGACCAGGUUCAGUAGCCCAUCCUUCCCAGGAGUAAGCAAUAAAGACUACUGAGAGUCGCUCUCAGACUACCCAGGCUACAAAGAAGACUCUCAGAGACCAGCCCGCUGCCGGACAGAGGACCAGACCAACUGAGUCACCUGGAAAGGACACUCUCCAACCUGUUGAGAUGCCUGCAAGCUGUGGACUGUGCCCAGGUUCCCUCUUUCAAGAGCUGUCACCCGUGCUGGGGUGGACACUUGGUGAUGUGACUGUCUUUGUGUCAUUUCUGCUCCUGUAAGUAACUCCUAUUACUCCUAAUAAAACUCAUUGGUUCAGUAA
Molecule: messenger RNA, 11515 nt
Organism: Mesocricetus auratus (golden hamster)
Lineage: Eukaryota; Metazoa; Chordata; Mammalia; Rodentia; Cricetidae
Gene: Adnp
Product: activity dependent neuroprotector homeobox
Exons: 4
Coding region: 791-4099 (1102 amino acids)
Biological process (GO): regulation of gene expression
Cellular component (GO): nucleus
Molecular function (GO): DNA binding
Source: RefSeq, a predicted model, not a curated record